UGGUGGCGGGACCGCGCUGAUGAGGCAGGCAGAGGACCGGCGGCGCGCGCUCCCCGAACAAAGAAGCACGCUUGGCAUCAGAGCAUCCCACCCUUUCACGUCCAGAACCUCUCCAGAACCGGUCCAAAACCUCUAACCCCGCUCUCCCACAUAACCGGUGCGAGGCAGAACCACCAUGACAAGCAACGGCGCCACCAACGGAACCAGCGACAUGCUGCAGAUCCAGUUCGGCCUCAUCAACUGCGGGAACAAAUACCUCACGGCCGAGAUGUUCGGCUUCAAAAUCAACGCGUCGGCCACCAGCAUGAAGAAAAAGCAGAUCUGGACGCUGGAGCAGAGCGGCGACGACUCCAGCGGCAACGUGUUCGUCCUCAAGUCACAUCUGGGCCGCUACAUCGCCACCGACAAGGACGGCAACGUGACCGGGGACAGCGAGACUCCGGGCCCGGAGUGCCGCUUCGUCAUCACGGCGCACGACGACGGCCGCUGGUCCCUGCAGUCCGAGCCCUUCGGGCGCUACCUGGGCGGCACCGAGGACCGGAUCAUUUGCUUCGCCCAGACGGCGUCCGUGGCGGAGAAAUGGAGCGUGCACAUCGCCAUGCACCCGCAGGUCAACAUCUUCAGCCUGACGCGCAAGCGCUACGCGCACCUGAGCUCCAAGGUGGACGAGAUCGCCAUCGACCGGGACGUGCCGUGGGGCGUGGACUCCAUGAUCACGCUGGUGUUCCGGGAGCAGCGCUACCACCUGCAGACGUCCGACAACCGCUUCCUGAGGAACGACGGCGCGCUGGUGGCCACCACGGACAAGAGCACCGGCUACACGCUGGAGUUCAGGUCCGGCAAGGUGGCGUUCAGGGACUGUGGCGGCAAGUACCUGGCGCCGUCCGGGCCCUCCGGCACCAUGAAGUCCGGCAAGAGCGCCCGCGUGGGGAAGGACGAGCUCUUCCAGCUGGAGCAGAGCCACCCGCAGGUGGUCCUCACUGCUGCCAACGAGAGGAACGUCUCCACCCGGCAAGGUAUGGACCUGUCUGCCAAUCAAGACGAGGAAGGUGACCAGGAAGUCUUCCAAGUGGAAAUCUGCCGCGAGAACAGGAAGUGUGCGUUCCGGACCGCCGCUGGGAAAUACUGGACCCUCACUGCCAAUGGAGGCCUGCAGUGCACCGCCUCAUCCAAGUCAGCUAAUUGCUACUUUGACAUCGAGUGGCGUGAGAAAAGGCUAACUCUGCGAGCCGCCAACGGGAAAUAUGUCGCCGCCAAGAAAAACGGCCAGCUGGCAGCCACCAUUGAUGCUGCCGGUGAAUCCGAGGAGUUCAUCAUGAAGCUGAUCAACCGGCCUAUCAUCGUGCUGCGCGGCGAGCACGGCUUCAUCGGCUGCAGGAAGGUUACGGGCACACUGGACUCCAACCGCUCCUCCUACGACUACUUCACGCUGGAGUUCAGAGAUGGCGCCUACAGCCUGCAAGACUCCACUGGUAAAUACUGGAUGGUAGGAAACGAGCAGGCGGUGGUAAGCAGCAGCGACACGCCCGUCGACUUCCUUUUCGAGUUUUGCGACUACAACAAGGUGGCCGUCCGCCACUGCGCCGACGGCAAGUAUCUCCGUGGGGACCACGCCGGCGUGCUCAAGGCCAACGCCGACGACCUGGAGACGGCCACGCUGUGGGAAUACUGAGGGGAAAGAAGGGGGAGGGGGGAGAGGAUGCACACAUGACAACAGCACCACCCCAUCUAUAGCGUCUGCCAAUCCACCCCCUCCCUGUCCUUAAACAGCCUCUUGUAUGACUUUAUAUGUUGAACUGCACAGAGAGAAGGAUGGAAGAGGAUGGUUCAUUCUCUGCCUUCCUCGUUACUUCCUUCCUAUCCCUCCCUUUUCCCAGCUGCUGACCUUUAUGUUUCCAUAGUUACCACGGGGCUGUGCACUAUAUCCCCACCUCGCUCACUUUGGUUCGCUGCUCGACCGCCCCCCUCCCCAAUUAUCGCUCACUCCCUCGUCGCCUUAGCACCAACUGGACUUAUUCUCUUUCUACUCGUGUCUAUUGUAUAUUGGUGUUCUGAUGGCGUUCUACUUGAUCCCUCUAAAAACAUAUUUCUGGGUCUGUUUUUUUCUUUUUUUGGUUCAAGCAGAAACCAAGCUUGAAGCUUCGAUGAAAACUAGGUAUGUGUUGAUGGUUUGAAGGCGACCAUAAGCCCUUCUCCUUAAACAUGAAAGUGUCAACUAGCUUCCUGUGUUGUCCUCUUGCUGUGUUCCUAUUGGUCAGUUGGAACCAGACAGGAUGUAUGAAGCCCCUCCACCUUGCCUAUUGUCCUCUUGAACAGUUGAAAAAAGAAACAAAAUGGGUGCUCUCACUAGCUUGGAGUCUUGUCAAAAGUCCAAGGCACAGACAUUAUUAUCAUAGCAAAGUCCAGUUGGAAAAGCUAAAAUUGAAGUUUUGUGAAAGCUGCUUUUUUGGAUGUAUGUAGACCAACCCUUGUGAUUAAACUGGAUUAAAGCACCGUGUCCUCUCACACAAAGCUGAUACAACUGGAACGUGGUGCUACAAAAUGUGUGUGCUGUUUGGACCAACUGAUGGUUUGGUUUCUCUACUGUCCUGCCAAACCCAGUGAAGCAUCUCAUUCUUCACAAAAGCACUUGAGUCCCUUGUCAUUAACCAAAUCUGCUGCUUUGUGACUUAGUUUCUGUUCAGCUUGUCGUAUCUGCCUUUUUAAAUGAGAUACGACUUUUUUUCCAGUUUUUGUUUGGAGCAGUAAAAGUGAGAAGUUGUCAACAGUCUUGACACAGUGAAGCCAUGACUUGUCAGCCUGAUACCCCUGUCAAACACCUUGUUUUGCUUUCAAUUAGUUGAAUAAGACAUGAUUGUAUCCAGCUCCUCACAAGUUUGUUUUGUUGAGAAUCUCAAAUGACUAAAAGGUUAUUUUUGGAGAUGCCGUCUUCCUGGUAACCAUAACCUAGGCUUACAGACGGAACGGAAAAGUGUGGUAAUGACUGUGCCUUACGCUUAAGUUUUGGGCAGUAAGAAAAUGUCUGAGUACAAAAAAAAAUAAAAAUCCACAUCUUUGCUUUGUAUAACUGGAACUUCCUUCUGUAUUAUUUUUUUUGUAUAAUUUGUUUGAUAUUGUGGAUUCAUCUCUCUCUUGUGCCAUUGGUUCACCUAAAAUCCAACCAAUAAAACUGGGAUUUGGAA
Messenger RNA from Entelurus aequoreus (snake pipefish), 3182 nucleotides. It is a transcript of the gene fscn1a, whose product is annotated as fascin actin-bundling protein 1a. Lineage: Eukaryota; Metazoa; Chordata; Actinopteri; Syngnathiformes; Syngnathidae. The transcript is spliced from 5 exons. Gene Ontology annotation, molecular function: actin filament binding; protein-macromolecule adaptor activity. Gene Ontology annotation, cellular component: filopodium; lamellipodium; cytoplasm. Bases 176 to 1672 code for a protein of 498 amino acids. The record is from RefSeq and is a predicted model, not a curated record. Gene Ontology annotation, biological process: establishment or maintenance of cell polarity; actin filament bundle assembly; cell migration.